GCAAAGCACAAAGCGAAAGUCACAGAGAACGGUACCCAAAACACACCACCAGGCAAAAGCAAGGCACAAACCCAAAUUCAUUCUCUAAAAGCAAGCGAAGAAAACCUCUCCAGAAGCUUAAAAAUGCUUUCUUGAAUUUCAAACAUCCAUAAAUAUCCUCAAUAAAUUAAGCCCACCUGAAUUUUUAAGCUAUUUCUUUGAGAAAUCUACCAAAACCCAUCAUUAUCAUCAACCAAAAUAUGGGAACUUGUUUCAGUAGAUGGUUCAAGACCAGGUCCUAUGAAAUACCUAUAGACUCUUCCUCCUCAGACUCACUUCCUUACCAGUCCAAACCCCCACAGAAACCCACCCAGGAACCCUUUUCUUCUUCUCUUCCAUCUCCACCACCCAUUCUUGGGAAACCUUACGUUGACGUAACCACACUCUACGAUCUUGAUAAAGAACUGGGUAGAGGCCAGUUUGGGAUAACUUAUCUUUGCACAGAGAAGGCUACUGGGUUGAAGUAUGCGUGCAAGUCUAUUUCAAGGAGAAAGCUUGUGGAUGAUAAGGAGAUUGAGGAUGCUAAGAGGGAGGUUUUGAUUUUACAGCAUUUGACUGGACAAGCAAAUAUUGUUGAAUUCAAAGGUGCAUAUGAGGACAAGCAUAAUCUGCAUUUGGUGAUGGAGUUGUGCUCUGGUGGUGAGCUUUUUGACCGGAUUAUUGCGAAGGGGAAAUAUUCAGAGAAAGAAGCAUCCAAGAUCAUUAGACAGGUUGUGAAUGUGGUUAAUGUGUGCCAUUUUAUGGGGGUUAUGCACAGGGACUUGAAGCCUGAGAAUUUCUUGUUUGCAAGUAAGGAUGAGGCAGCCUCGCUUAAAGCCACAGAUUUUGGACUCUCCGUCUUCAUAGAGGAAGGUAAAGUGUAUAGGGAUAUUGUUGGAAGUGCAUAUUAUGUUGCCCCUGAGGUAUUGCAGCGGAAGUAUGGGAAGGAGAUAGAUGUCUGGAGUGCUGGAGUCAUUCUAUACAUUCUGCUCUGUGGGGAGGCUCCAUUCUUGGCUGAGACUGAGAAAGGCAUAUUUGAUGCAAUUUUGAAGGGCAACCUUGACUUAAGUAGGUCUCCAUGGCCUUCUAUCUCUUCUCUAGCAAAGGAUCUAAUCAAGAAAAUGUUAACAAAGGACCCUAAGAAACGGAUCACCGCCGCUGAGGCCCUUGAACAUCCAUGGUUGAAGGAGGGUGGCGAGGCAUCUGACAAGCUCAUUGAUAGUGCUGUUCUUUCUAGGAUGAAACAGUUUAGAGCUAUGAACAAGCUCAAGAAACUUGCCCUGAAGGUAAUAGCAGAGAACCUUUCAGAAGACGAAAUUAAGGGAUUAAAACAGAUGUUCAAGAACAUUGAUACUGAUGGAAGUGGCACAAUCACUUAUGAAGAACUCAAAGAUGGAUUGACAAGGCUCGGAUCAAAGCUCACCGAGCAAGAAAUAACGCAGCUGAUGGAUGCUGCCGACGUUGACAACAGUGGCUCUAUUGAUUACAUAGAGUUUAUCACUGCUACGAUGCAUCGACACAGGCUUGACAAAGAAGAGAAUUUGUACAAAGCUUUCCAAUACUUCGACAAGGAUAAUAGCGGGUUUAUCACAAGAGAUGAACUGAGGCAAGCUAUGACUCAAUAUGGCAUGGGAGACGAGGCCACCAUUGAUGAAGUCAUCGACGAUGUUGACACUGAUAGAGAUGGAAAAAUAAAUUAUGAAGAGUUUGUAGCCAUGAUGACAAAGGGUACAAUAGAUUCUGAUGGAAAACAGAGAUGAAGUGGAUUUUGUAUACAUACAAUGUGAGAGGAAAGGAAAGAAAAAAAAAAAGCUAAGCCCAGAGCUAUUGGGGCUAGUGUAUGAUUAUAGAAUCAAAUAUGUAUAUGUUGCUCCUGAUGUCAAUAAAUUCUCACACUGAAUCCAUUAUGAAUGAAUUACUGUAAUGGUCAAGUUA
Molecule: messenger RNA, 1953 nt
Organism: Tripterygium wilfordii
Lineage: Eukaryota; Viridiplantae; Streptophyta; Magnoliopsida; Celastrales; Celastraceae
Product: calcium-dependent protein kinase 29-like
Exons: 8
Coding region: 240-1778 (512 amino acids)
Biological process (GO): protein autophosphorylation; peptidyl-serine phosphorylation; intracellular signal transduction
Cellular component (GO): cytoplasm; nucleus
Molecular function (GO): calcium/calmodulin-dependent protein kinase activity; ATP binding; calmodulin binding
Source: RefSeq, a predicted model, not a curated record